UUUAUGCUUUGAUUGUAAACAUGAACGUAACCACAAAAUACUCUCACGAUAACCUAUAAUACCACAUAAAAAAAAACACGGAAACCUCAAAUGUCUGCGUUAAUCAAAGCGAGAAGAUACUAAAGAGAGAUGGUCUAGAACGACCAAAGACACGACAUACAUAAACUCUUCCGUUUUUAGCGGUUUGCGCUAAGUGCUUUAAAAAGUUUAUUGAAAGGAGAUUCACAAAGAAUGUUACAGAAAUUAAUAUUGAAGUUAAAAAACAAUGUGCGACUGGCGCAGUUUCGCUCUCUGGCACAACUGUCAGCCAAUCUAAAAGAAAAUCCUGACAGGAUGCAGACGUGGCAAAUACAUUCGUAUAAUGGACCGGAAGAUUUGAAGUUCUCUAAUAUUAGAGUGCCAAUGAUCAGGCAUCCAACAGAUGUCUUGGUAAAAAUUGAGGCUGCUAGUGUAAAUCCCAUUGAUGUUGCAAUGACAAAUGGUUAUGGUACAACAGUUCUAAACUUAAUGCGUAAAGUCAAAAAUUUGGGACAAAGUGAAUAUGACGAAUUGGAGUUGCCAUUGACAUUAGGCAGAGACUUUGCAGGAGUAAUUGUGUCAAAAGGACAUGGUGUAGGAAACAGACUCAAGUUGGGUGAAGAAGUUUGGGGAGUAGUUCCAAUAGAACAACAGGGAUCUCAUGCAAAUUAUACUGUGGUUGAUAGUAAUUUAGUAAGUCCACGUCCUAAAAAUUUGUCUUAUAUUGAGGCCGCAAGUAUUUUAUAUGCUGGAUUGACAGCAUGGUCUGCAUUGUGGAUCACAGGAGGAUUAUCUUACAAAAUGAUAGUAGCUACAAAAAUGAAUAGACGUGUCUUGGUUAUGGGAGGUUCAGGAGGUGUUGGAACGUUGGCUAUACAACUCUUGAAAGCAUGGAAUAUGAUUGUAAUCAGUACUUGCAGUACUGAUGCUGUAGAUACUUUGAUGAAUUUAGGUGCUGAUAUUGUCAUUGAUUAUAAACAGAAUGACGCAGAUGCAAAAAUUAUUUCAGAAGGCCCGUAUGAUAUAAUCUUGGAUUGCGCUAAUCAAGGGCCAGAGCUCGUCAAGACAAAAAGAUAUCCAUACAAUACUUACAUAGCAUUAAAUCCGCCAUUAUUAAAAAAUAUUGAUCAACAUGGGCUUAUUGUGGGAAUGGCAAAAAAUAUUGGCGAUCUUUUAAAGUUUAAUAUUCCAACAUUAGAGAACAAAAGCUGUGUGAAGUGGGGAUUUUUUGUGCCUUCCCGAACGGGUAUGAACGUCAUUCAAAAAUUGGUGGAAGAUGGAAAAAUUGUUCCUGUUGUUCAACAAGUAUACUCUUUUCAAGAUUUGCCGCUGGCAUAUAAAAGAAUGAAGGAAGGUCAUCUAAGAGGUAAAUUAGUUAUUGAUAUAAAAUAGUAGUUGUAAUAAUAAGUUAGAUUAUAUAUAUAAUUUUGUUUACAUUGUAU
Molecule: messenger RNA, 1460 nt
Organism: Pseudomyrmex gracilis
Lineage: Eukaryota; Metazoa; Arthropoda; Insecta; Hymenoptera; Formicidae
Product: reticulon-4-interacting protein 1, mitochondrial
Exons: 6
Coding region: 232-1410 (392 amino acids)
Cellular component (GO): mitochondrion
Molecular function (GO): oxidoreductase activity
Source: RefSeq, a predicted model, not a curated record